Messenger RNA from Apus apus (common swift), 3837 nucleotides. RefSeq names its product gigaxonin (gene GAN). The coding region runs from base 85 to 1878 and encodes 597 amino acids. Gene Ontology annotation, biological process: cytoskeleton organization. The record is from RefSeq and is a predicted model, not a curated record. NCBI's taxonomy places the organism in Eukaryota, Metazoa, Chordata, Aves, Apodiformes, Apodidae. Gene Ontology annotation, molecular function: protein binding. The transcript is spliced from 11 exons.
GUGAGGGCAGGGAUUGAGGCGGCCGGCCCGGCUCGGCUCGGCUCGGCUCGGCGCGGCUGGCUCGGCGGGACGGGGCCCGGCAGCAUGUCGGGGCCCAGCGCCGUGUCGGAUCCCCAGCACCCGGCGCGGCUGCUGCGGGCCCUCAGCUCUUUCCGCGAGGAGAGCCGCUUCUGCGACGCGCACCUGGUGCUGGAGGGGGAGGAGAUCCCGGUGCAGAAGAACAUCCUGGCGGCCGCCAGUCCCUACAUCAGAACAAAAUUGAAUUAUAAUCCUCCAAAGGAUGAUGGCUCAACCUACAAGAUUGAACUUGAAGGGAUAUCUGUUGAUAUCAUGAAAGAGAUACUAGAUUACAUCUUCAGUGGGCAGAUCAGGCUAAAUGAAGAAACUAUCCAAGAUGUGGUACAGGCAGCUGAUCUCCUGCUGCUUACAGACUUAAAAACUCUCUGCUGUGAGUUUUUAGAAGGUUGCAUAGCUGCUGAAAACUGUAUUGGUAUUCGGGACUUUGCACUGCACUAUUGUUUGCAUCAUGUUCACUACCUUGCCUCAGAGUAUCUGGAAACUCAUUUUCGAGAUGUCAGCAGCACAGAGGAAUUCUUGGAACUGACUCCUCAAAAACUGAAAGAAGUGCUGUCGAUGGAAAAGCUCAAUGUUGGAAACGAAAGAUACGUCUUUGAAGCGGUGAUUAGGUGGAUUUCUCAUGAUUCAGAAUCGAGAAAGGUUCACAUGAAGGAUGUCAUGUCAGCAGUCUGGGUUUCAGGCUUGGAUUCAGCCUAUUUACGUGAGCAGAUGAUGAGUGAGCCACUGGUACGGGAGAUCGUCAAAGAAUGCAACAACAUCCCCCUGACGCCGCCGCAGCAGGGAGAGGCCAUGCUGGCCUCCUUCAAGCCCCGGGGCUACUCCGAGUGCAUAGUGACUGUUGGUGGAGAGGAACGAGUAUCACGGAAACCAACCUCAGUGAUGCGGUGCAUGUGUCCUCUUUAUGAUCCCAAUAGACAGCUCUGGAUUGAACUUGCUCCUAUGAGUAUUCCAAGGAUCAAUCAUGGAGUAUUGUCAGCAGAAGGAUUUUUAUUUGUGCUUGGUGGUCAGGAUGAAAACAAGGGAACGCUAAACUCUGGAGAGAAAUAUGAUCCAGAUACCAAUUCAUGGAGUUCCUUACCACCAAUGAAUGAGGCACGACAUAAUUUUGGUGUGGUAGAGAUUGAUGGAAUUCUGUAUAUUCUGGGAGGUGAGGACGGGGAGAGGGAGCUGAUCUCUAUGGAGAGCUAUGAUAUUUAUAGCCGGACCUGGACCAAGCAGCCUGACUUGACCAUGGUUAGAAAGAUUGGCUGCUAUGCAGCUAUGAAGAAGAAAAUCUAUGCAAUGGGUGGAGGCUCCUACGGAAAACUCUUUGAGUCUGUUGAGUGUUAUGACCCGAGGACUCAGCAGUGGACAGCAAUCUGUCCUCUGAAAGAGAGGAGAUUUGGGGCAGUGGCCUGUGGAGUUGCUUCUGAGCUUUACGUAUUUGGUGGGGUCAGAAGUCGUGAUGACAGUCAAGCCAGUGAGAUGGUGACAUGCAAAUCUGAAUUUUAUCAUGAUGAGUUUAAGAGGUGGAUUUAUCUAAAUGACCAGAACCUGUGUAUCCCAACUAGUUCUUCCUUUGUGUAUGGAGCUGUGCCCAUUGGAGCCAGCAUAUAUGUGAUUGGAGAUCUCGAUACAGGUACAAAUUAUGACUAUGUCAGAGAGUUUAAAAGAAGCACGGGGACCUGGCAGCGCACCAAGCCCCUCUUCCCGUCGGACCUGCGGCGCACCGGCUGCGCCGCCCUGCGCAUCGCCAACUGCAAGCUCUUCCGGCUGCAGCUCCAGCAGGGAUUGUUCCGCAUCCGGGUGCCCUCUCCUUGAGCUGCCCGUGGAGGAGACUGGAAGAACUCUGCGCAGCCCACCAUAAUAUAGCUCUAUAUAAAGGAAAAGCUGAGAAAUUACAGCUGAAACUUAACACUGUAUGCUGUGCUUUGGUAUGGUAACUGUUUUUGUUUUAAACGCUUAAAAAGCUUGAGUCUCAGUUCUUGUUUCGGGAACAAAUAACUUCAGUAUACAUUAAAAAGAAGAGAGGGGGGGAUCACAAAAGGGGGAAUCAAGGAAACACCUUCAGUUUUAACCAUUUGGAGUUUAAACCGUGUUAGUGAAGGAGGCUUGUUGCAUCUGAAACCAGUGGGAAUUGGUUCCUUUGGCGGUGUUUAUGGAAAAGAAAAAAAAAAAAAAAAAUUAAGAUGCAUUUCCCCUGAGGGGAACCGAUAAGAAUAAAUGUGCUAUCUUGGACAAGAUAGCUCCAAUCUACAGAAGCUGUAUGAAAACCAACCUCCCUGGUGUACCGCAAAGACUUGUCGUUUGACCGAAAGGCCAUAGGAGAAGUUGGUUGUUGCACCUUUUAUUUCUAGUCCUUCCUCAAAAGUUAAGGUCUGUGCCUAAAAAUGGUGGAGGUGUGUAUAUAUGGUUUUUUUCAUUCAUUUGCGAUGUUUUCAUUCCUACAAAUCUUUUUAAUAUAUUUAAAAUGGACUAAUCUGAAAUGGAUACAGUGUACUACAGAGAAGUAAACUGUUUUCUACGCUGUCGUUUGAGUCGCCUGAGGACCUGGUGUACAGAUGGGUGGCAUGUUUUGCUGAGAGGGCUUUUUGGAGCUGUUUCCUGGGAGUAAAAAAGGGAAAUGGUGUCUGGAAUAGUUAAUGAUGGUUGCUGCUUUUGAUAAACGACAACUAAAGUUGACAAGGAUAAUGGGUGGUGUUCCUUUUUACUUCAGAUCACUUGCAAACUAAGAACGGUUUUUAAGACUGAGCAUUAGAGAGAGAUGCAUUUUGUCUCUGUUGGAACAAAGGUGAAAGAUGACAAGGACAUACUUGUUUGGCAGAAAACAUGAUUUUUGGAUUAAGUUAAAAAUUUUACAGAACUUCAAAUUGGGAUCACAAGUUGGUUUACUAAUGAUUUCUGUGCUAAGGUACAGUCUUGUUUACUGCUCUCUGACUUUGAAAGCUGGGUUUUGUGCUGUGGUUAUAGUGAAGAAUUUAGUAUCUUGCAUUUUAUUUUUUAUUAAGUCUUGUUCACAUCAGUAGUGAUACUUAAUUGACUUUUGUUCAUAGUCAAGAUCAGCUGGUAGAACACUUUUACCUCAGUUUUUUAAUUCAUUAUUGUUGUGAUGGGUGGGAUGUAACCUGUAUUUAUUUAAAAGGAAUAAAAUGAGAGAGAUGGAAAUAUUAAUAAGACCUCCUGCCCUUCAGAAAAAGAGACUUUGUAUAACCAGUAUUAUAACUACAUACAAGACUUUCCACUCUGCAACACUGUGGACCUCAGACAAGCCAAACUCUGCCCUCAGUUGUGUUGGUGUAAACCUUUGUCAUCUUUGUUGAGUCAUCUUGGAUACACUGAGAUACAAUCCCUAACUAGUACAAAAUGAUUAUAUUUCACUAAAAAUUCCUUGAAGAGACAUUCUGAAACUUAUUUUUGCUCAGACCUUCCAUACCACUGAUGUAUGGUUGGAAUUGUUCUGAUUCUGAGCAAAGGGGUGGGAAAAAAAAACAAAAACAAAGAGGGCAGCAGCCAAGCCAUUGACCAUUAUUUAUUUAUUUUUUUUCUUUUGUACAAUGCUGAAGUGCUGCAAAACUUGAACUAUAUACAUAAAAUAUCUGGCCUAUAUUAGUUGGCACGUUAAAAAGUUUAUAUAUUUAUGCAUUGCAGUAAACUUGGUGUAUGUGUGUAUAUAUAUAUAUGUCUUUAGAUUUUAAAUUUAUAUAUAAUGCUUUACUUCAGAAAUGUGAACCACUAUUUCCAUCCUUGGCUGUCUUAAGAAAUAAAACAAGUGCUGUUAGU